Messenger RNA from Jaculus jaculus (lesser Egyptian jerboa), 1632 nucleotides. RefSeq names its product NADH:ubiquinone oxidoreductase core subunit S2 (gene Ndufs2). The transcript is spliced from 14 exons. Gene Ontology annotation, biological process: mitochondrial electron transport, NADH to ubiquinone. Bases 48 to 1439 code for a protein of 463 amino acids. The record is from RefSeq and is a predicted model, not a curated record. NCBI's taxonomy places the organism in Eukaryota, Metazoa, Chordata, Mammalia, Rodentia, Dipodidae. Gene Ontology annotation, molecular function: quinone binding; NADH dehydrogenase (ubiquinone) activity; NAD binding.
GAGUCACUUCCGCCCGGUUCUCCUUCCCACAGUCGGCCGCGGGAAAGAUGGCGGCCCUGAGGGCUCUGUGCAGCCUCCGCGGCGGUGGCGCCCAGGUGCUGCGUUCCGGGGCUGGGGUCCAACUGCCGAUCCAACACAUCAGAGGGGCCCGGCAAUGGCAGCCAGAUGCGGAAUGGGCACAGCAGUUUGCAGGACCUGUCAUGUACCCCACCAAAGAAACAGCCCACUGGAAACCUCCACCUUGGAAUGAUGUGGACCCUCCAAAGGACAAACAGGUGUCCAACCUGACCCUGAACUUUGGGCCCCAGCAUCCGGCAGCCCAUGGAGUCCUGAGACUAGUGAUGGAAUUGAGUGGAGAGAUGGUGCGGAAGUGUGACCCUCACAUCGGCCUCCUGCACCGAGGCACUGAAAAGCUUAUUGAAUACAAGACAUAUCUGCAGGCCCUUCCCUAUUUUGACCGGCUUGACUAUGUAUCCAUGAUGUGCAACGAACAGGCCUAUUCACUAGCUGUGGAGAAAUUGCUGAAUAUCCAGCCUCCUCCCCGGGCACAGUGGAUCCGAGUGCUGUUUGGGGAAAUCACACGGAUUUUGAACCACAUCAUGGCUGUGACCACACAUGCCCUGGACAUUGGUGCCAUGACCCCUUUCUUUUGGAUGUUUGAAGAAAGGGAGAAGAUGUUUGAGUUCUAUGAGCGAGUGUCUGGAGCCCGAAUGCAUGCUGCUUACAUUAGACCAGGAGGUGUGCACCAGGACCUACCCCUUGGGCUGAUGGAUGAUAUUUAUGAGUUUUCUAAAAACUUCUCUCUUCGGAUUGAUGAAGUAGAGGAGAUGCUGACCAACAAUAGGAUCUGGCGAAAUAGGACAGUCGACAUCGGGGUUGUAAAAGCAGAAGACGCACUUAAUUACGGAUUUAGUGGGGUGAUGCUACGUGGCUCAGGUAUCCAGUGGGAUUUGCGGAAGACCCAGCCCUAUGAUGUUUAUGACCAGGUUGAGUUUGAUGUUCCUGUUGGUUCUCGAGGGGACUGCUAUGAUAGGUACCUGUGUCGAGUAGAGGAGAUGCGCCAGUCCAUUCGAAUCAUUGCUCAGUGUUUGAACAAGAUGCCUCCUGGAGAGAUUAAAGUUGAUGAUGCCAAAGUGUCUCCACCUAAGCGAGCAGAGAUGAAGACUUCCAUGGAGUCACUAAUUCAUCACUUUAAGCUGUACACUGAGGGCUACCAAGUUCCUCCAGGAGCCACAUACACUGCCAUCGAGGCUCCUAAGGGAGAGUUUGGAGUGUACCUGGUGUCUGAUGGCAGUAGCCGCCCAUAUCGAUGUAAGAUAAAGGCUCCUGGUUUUGCCCACCUGGCUGGUUUGGACAAGAUGUCUAAGGGACACAUGCUGGCCGAUGUCGUUGCUAUUAUAGGUACUCAAGAUAUUGUGUUUGGAGAAAUAGAUCGGUGAGCAGGGCAGCAGCCUUUCAUCUCCUUGCCUACCAGCUUCCUCCAUGAAGCCCGUCUUGUCGGAGAGAAGGUUGUGUGUGUGUCUGUGUGUACACACACAUAUACCUGUUGACUUAGCUGUACAGGCUUUCUGUGCAUGUACUAGAAAAGAACAAAUUAAAAUAAAUUAGCCGCUUUGUGGCCCUUAUGCUCAA